Lathyrus sativus (Indian pea) is the source of this 2388-nucleotide messenger RNA. The record is from the annotation of a GenBank genome assembly. Lineage: Eukaryota; Viridiplantae; Streptophyta; Magnoliopsida; Fabales; Fabaceae.
AUGGUGGUCAAGAUGAUGAGGUGGCGGCCGUGGCCACCUCUCGUCACCAGAAACUAUCACGUCAGACUAACCGUGAACAAACUCACGGGAUGUCAUCUAUUACGUCAUUCUUGUUCCCGAUUAACGGUUGAGAUUAAAUGGAAAGGCUCUAAGUCCUCAUCACUCGCUUCGUUACGACGGAGCUCCGUCGCCAGAAAUUUUACGAAAGAGGCUGUUGUUGAAUGUGACGGCGGCGAUCACGGUGGUUUUGUUGUUAAUUUUGAUGAGGAGUUUCAGAAAUUUUGUAAUCUGAAUGGGUACAAAGAUAAUGUUGUUCAUCCCUGGGAAAUCGCUUUCAGAAUCUUUAAUGGAUUGAAUGAAAAGCCAAAGAAAAAGAGGGUUGUUGUUGGAACUGCUUUGUUGAAUAUUGCAGAAUUUGCAAAUUCAAAUGAUGAAAAUGGUUUUGAUUUGAAUAUUGCAGAAUUUGCAAAUUCAAAUGAUGAAAAUGGUUUUGAUUUGAAUAUUCCAGUCACAAUACCUGGAGGUUCUUCACAGCAUUCUCCUUCACUUUGUAUAUCAAUUAGUUUGAUGGAGGUAAGAGGUGCUCAAGAAAAAACACUGUCAGUGCAUAGAUCGGUAGUCCCUGUGUCGUCGCCGCAGGCUGAAUCGGGAGAUAGCAUGAUUACAGAGAAAGAGGUUCUUUCUGCAAGUAAAGGUGGAUUUUGGAAAGUGAAGUCUUUCACAGAAUUUGUAUCUUCAAGGAAGUCACAGAAGCCGUGUCGAGGGGAAGAGAGAAGUACUGAUAGCAAGUGCUCUGGGAGUGGGGAUGUUAAUCCUAGUUAUGCUGUAGAUUCUGGCUCUCUUGAUGAUUUUGGAGGAGAUCCGGACGAGGGGAAUGAGGAUUCAUUUGUUGGGAAUUCUGGUUAUGGAACAUUGGCGUCUGCGAAUGCUGGAGGAUCACAUUCAUAUUAUUCCAACACGAAGGUGAAUUGUGAUGACGGCGAUUGGGUUUACUAUAGCUACCGCAUGCCUGAUGCUGGGCCUUCAGAAAUGGAGGAUUCAACCGUGUCUUCUUCGGAGUCUUAUUUAUCACAAAGUAUAAAACGUAGCAUACUUCCAUGGCGGAAGAGGAAGUUAAGUUUCAGAUCUUCUAAGGGUGUUAAGGGAGAGCCACUGAUAAAAAAAGAUUAUGCCGAAGAUGGCGGAGACGACAUAGAUUUUGAUCGCCGACAGCUUAGCUCUGAUGAAUCAUUCUCUUCGAAGUCUCUCAAGACUGAGGAUAAUUGGUGCUCUGAAUUUGGAGAUGAUAUGUUUGUUGUUGGAAAAUGGGAGCAGAAAGAGAUCACAAGCCGUGAUGGUCACAUGAAGCUUGAGACACAAGUCUUCUUUGCCUCAAUCGACCAACGCAAUGAACGUGCGGCAGGCGAGAGUGCAUGCACGGUUCUCGUUGCAGUAAUUGCUGAUUGGUUCCAGAACUGUCACGAUCACAUGCCCCUAAAGUCCCAGUUCGACACUCUAAUUCGAGAUGGCUCCUUAGAAUGGAGGAACCUAUGCGAAAACGAAACGUAUAGAAACAGGUUCCCUGACGGGCAUUUCGAUCUUGAAACAGUCAUUGAAGCAAAAAUACGUCCGCUUUCUGUUGUUCCCGGCAAGUCCUUCAUUGGUUUCUUUCAUCCAGAAGGAAUGGACGAGGAGAGAUUUGAGUUUCUUCGUGGCUCAAUGUCUUUCGACAACAUUUGGGACGAGAUCAGCGGUUCAGAACACGAGUGGCUUAGCAAUGGCGAACCUCACCUCUUUAUUGUGAGUUGGAAUGACCAUUUUUUCAUUCUCAAAGUCGAAUCCGACUGUUACUACAUCAUAGACACAUUGGGAGAGAGGCUUUACGAAGGAUGCAAUCAAGCAUAUAUCCUUAAAUUCGACAGCAACACAGUAAUACACAAAACACAAAAUGUUGCUCAAUCAUCAUCAGACAAUAAAACCACCGGUGGUGAUCGGCAAACUGUUGCGCAAGUAUUUGAGCGCAAUAACAAGUCAGAACAACAAGUUAACAACGGUAACGAGGUUGAUUCUAUCGUAGAGCAAGAAGACAACGAGGUUGUGUGUCGAGGCAAGGAAGCAUGCAAAGAGUACAUCAAGAGUUUCCUGGCUGCAAUUCCUAUCAGAGAAUUGCAAGUUGAUAUAACAAAAAACAACAUCACAUUUUCGCCUCAUCAGAGACUACAAAUCGAGUUGCACUACACUCAACUGUUACAGUCUUGUUUAUCAACCCCUGUGGCGGAAGCAACCGUGGCUGCAGCUGAAACACCUGUGGCGGAAGCAACCGUGGGUGCAGCGGAAACACCUGUGGCGGAAGCAACCGUGGCUGCAGCAGACACACUUGCUCUUGCAAUAAAUGAGAUUUCUACAUAA